AUGAAGACAGCCGCGCUCGUGCUCUCGAUGCCGGCUCAAAACUGGGACACCUUGGAGUCUCCGAAGUCGACCCACAAGCUGCCUUCGAACAGCAGCCUCCCCGGCGCAGCCAGCGGGAUGGAGGAGCUGCUCGUGGCAGCCAUGCGCUCCAAGGACUCCCCGGCCCUGAAGGAGCUGGUGAAGAAGGUCGCUGAGAUGAUCGCAACCAUGAAGGCCCCGAUGAAGCAGAGUGUGGGCGGAAUCCAGACGACGAUGGAUGAGUCCGCGAAGAAUGUCGAGAAGUGUGGGGUGAACAAGCACACGGAGAACGCCAAGCAGUUCAAGUCAGACUUCACGGCGAAGAGUGAGCUGCACUCGCAGUGCCGGGCCUCUGAGCAGGCCAAGCUGACGAAGAAGACCUCCUGCGAUUCGGAGCUCGCCUCUGUCACGGAUCUGAAGGACACUGCGUGCAAUGCCUUGGCAGCGCUGGAGAAGACGAUGUUCGAUUACAAGGAUCAAUGCGGCGCAAAGACGGGGGAGACCUUCAAGGCCUACCACACCCGCCUGGCCGAGGCGUCAAACACCCUCAUCGCCAAGUGGGACAAGCUGAGCACGGAGUGCGCUGACGCCAAGAAGAAGUUCGACGAGAAGACCACCAGCUGCAAAUCCUCCGCCGCAGCCCACGUGAGCCAGAAGGAGCACUGCGACAGCGUUCAGGAUUCCAUGGAUGGCUACUCCUGCUCCUACGCGCAAGCGGAAACUUCCAGGUGCGAGACCAUGGAGGAGUGCUUCAAGCAGGCCGCUUCGACCCACUCCAACCUCAUGGCCACGCAGAACGCCGAGCUCGAGGCCCUUCGCAAGGAGUGGCGGGCCCUGCUUCGCAUGGAGUGCCUCAUCACCACUUUCACGACGGCAGAGUCGGGCCGUGCUGCGGCCAUUGACAAUUGCCAGACCAUGGAUGUCGUGGGGCAGGCCUCCACGGAUCUCUCCGUCGUGGAGCCCACAACUCCCGCGAUGCCCACCUGUGCUGCUCCAACGGACACCGUGGGGUCCCAGGCCUACCGCACGGCGCAGUAUGGCAGCUUGCCCUCCGAGGCCCCGGCGAAGGAGUGCGUGGCCAGCUGCUGCAAAGCCACGGGCGGCUUCUCGGGUUUGGACUUCUCGGGCCUGUCCUCGCCCCUUGGCAGCUGGUUCUUGGCACUGAACAUCGACACCGGAGAUGGCAACGUGGUGGCCUACGGCAACAGUGACUUCUGGCAGUCCUCCUCGGCCCAUGGAGGUGCGAGCGUUGAUGAGAACGAGCGCUUCACGCGAGACUACAAGAACCUGGAGGUCUUCAGCCAGACGGCGGCCAAGGAGGUGCUGAUCGUCUGCCACGAGGAGGGCAAGGUGCUCGGCUGGCGAACAUGGAAGCUGCUUGAGACCAAGCCUCUCAGGGACUGGUUCAAUCAAGCCAACGCUUGUCCCGGGAAUCUGGCGCAAGGGUCGAGUGUGCAGAUCUCUUCUCAGACAACUGGCGCGGACGUGGGGAACCUCAUCGAGUGGGAGCCUUUGAUCGCGAACAAGCACGACGGAACCGGUGCGCUCUACGUCAACUCAGGCUUCAGUGGCAACGACUUCAACCGCAUCUCCACUACCAACAACGGGCCAGGGAACAAGGGAUCUGGCCUGGGAACCCAGUAUGACUACAACAAUUGCGACUUGAUCUCUCAUCGGCCCACCGCGGAUGCCGAGAUGCGCACGGAGAAAGACCACUGGGGCUCCAGCGGCGGCGUCGGCGGCCUCAUCGGCUCGGACCACAAGUGCAACGGUGGCUGCCCCUGGACCAUCUCUUCCGGGUACGACUACGACUACGCCAUCUUCGUGAUGUAG
Symbiodinium natans is the source of this 1851-nucleotide messenger RNA. The record is from the annotation of a GenBank genome assembly. Lineage: Eukaryota; Dinophyceae; Suessiales; Symbiodiniaceae.